CCUCGUUUCUCUCUUAUCGAAUCCUCCUUCCAGAGUCAACUACAACCGGUUGUUACACGUGGCACUGGCAAGGGGCGUCGCAACUUAGAGUUAAUAAGUAGCAACGUGCGCGCCUUCUACCUUCUAUUACUAUUUAAACUCCUUCCAGAAGACCUUCUCCAUUUUCUACUCUAAGGUUCUUAUCAACCCCGAUUCCAGUCAUCCGUCUUGUGCUACGGUGUAUCGCAAUAAUUAAUGGCGGGCGACGAUUCUCCCAGUCCUUCUGCUGUCUACAAGGGCAGCGGAGAUCUUCCCGAUAAGAAUCCUUCGUUCGUUGGUGACCCUUACAGCGAGGAUAAUGGCGAUAGUGGCGAUCAUGGCGCCGACACCGAGUUGAAACGCUCUUUGAGCACGCGUCACUUGACGAUGAUAGCACUUGGUUCUAGUAUUGGUAUGGGUUUAUGGCUUGGUAGUGGUACUUCGUUGGCCAAUGGUGGUCCCGCUGGUAUCUUCCUUGGCUACUGUCUCGCCGGCUCUAUGAUUUGGUGUGUCAGUCAUUCCAUCGGCGAGAUGGCGUGCGUGUAUCCUCUGCCAUCCGCCUUCGUGCAGUGGACUGGAAAAUUUGUCGAUCCAGCCGCUGCUUUUGCCCUCGGCUGGUCUUAUUGGUUCAGUUACUGUAUCACGAUCGCGAACGAGUUGGCAUCAGCGAAUACUGUCAUCACGUAUUGGACAACCCGUGUGCCGAUUGCAGGAUGGAUCAGCAUAUGGCUAGUUAUCAUCAUCCUGAUCAAUAUCGGCGCCGUUACCCUCUUCGGUGAAAUCGAAGUCGUCGCUAGUACGAUUAAAUUUGGCUGGAUCUUCGUUGUUAUUAUCUCCAUGAUCGUCAUGUCAGCUGGAGGAGCAGGUUACGACGCGGUGGGUUUUCGGUACUGGAACGAGAUCCCAUUUACGAACGGUUUCAAAGGCUUCCUCGCCGUAAUGCCUACUUGUAUCUUUGCCAUGUCUGGAUCUGAGAACUCGGGCUUGGUUGCUGCCGAGACCGCCAAUCCGAAAAAGUCCAUACCUCGCGCUGUCGGAUCUAUAUGGCUCCGCCUCGCACUUUUCUACUUAGUUGGAUCGUUGAUGGUUACUAUCAAUGUUGAUCCUAGAAACAGCCGCCUUUUCGGUGUUGAUUCCAACGGUACUGGUUCUUCGCCGUUCGUCAUUGCCUAUAGCGACGCAGGCAUUCCUGUUCUGGCUCACAUGAUGAACGCGGUUAUCCUCAUAUCGGUCGUCUCAACUGGAUCUAUCUCAGGCUACGGUGGUUCUCGUACGGCCAUGGGGUUGGCGUACCUAGACAUGGCACCCAAAGUAUUCACAAAGGCCGACAGGACUGGACGCCCUUGGUGGGGUCUAGUCCCUACGUUCGUUCUUGGUGGUGGGCUUGCCUACCUCAAUGUUAGCGAAUCCGGCGCCGAUGUCUUCAAGUGGUUUUCAAAUCUCACCUCUCUCUUCACCUUAUUCGGUUGGGGCAUGAUUUGUCUUUCACACAUCCGUUUUCGUCACGCUUGGGCAAGACAGGGACGUACAGCUGAGGAGCUUCCCUGGAAGUCUUGGAUCUACCCAGUUGGUCCCUGGUGGGGUUUGACCAUGUGCAUCCUCCUCAUCAUAGUCCAGUUCUACCUCGCUGUCUGGCCACUUACAGACCCUCAGGGUGCUCAAACCUUCUUUGCUAACUAUAUCUCGGUCAUUGUCAUCGUUGUACUAUGGCUUGGCGCCAGAGCCUAUUACCGCGGAAGAUGGUGGGUCAACCUCGACCACAUCGUACUCGACGAAGGGCGAAGGUUUUACAAGAAUGAUGUUGAGAAGGCGAAGCCCACCGGCGUGAAAGGAUAUGCGAAAAGAGCUGUUAGUGCUGUUUUUAGCUAGGCGGGAAGCCAUCCCCAUACCUAUUAAAAUGAGUGUUGAGUACACACUGUAAGUUCGCGAGAAGUGCGUUGGAAAUAGUCUCUAUUAUAAGACUGGGUACUUUAAAGUCCUAAGUUACUAAUACAUUGUUAUAUGUUCGAGACGCCGUAAACUAAGAUUAAUUGUCUUAACCACAAUUGUCGCCAUUAAUAAUUGAGAAAUGUGAUAAUCAGACAUGCAGGAUUACCACAAUCACAAUUCUAAUUUGGAGAACUUCUAUGUUCGAGUUUGUCGCAAGAUGUUAAUUAUACCCAUAACGGGAAAGAUGAGGAAGAUAAUAAUUGCUGUGAUUAUACGAUGUUGAAUCUCACGGUUUCAAAGAGUCUUGGCGGGACGUUCUCAUACUUCAGAGUAGUUUGAUACCUCCUAAUGUAUAGGCGAGCUAGAGUAUCAAUUUUGGUAAAGGCCGAGUCAUUUCUUGAACUCAUACUCUACCUUUAAGUAAUCACGAAUCAGUAUGAGUGAAAUAGGAACUGUAAUAUUUA
This is a messenger RNA of Daldinia loculata, 2411 nucleotides long. RefSeq names its product putative amino acid transporter. The record is from RefSeq and is a predicted model, not a curated record. NCBI's taxonomy places the organism in Eukaryota, Fungi, Ascomycota, Sordariomycetes, Xylariales, Hypoxylaceae. The transcript is spliced from 3 exons. Gene Ontology annotation, molecular function: amino acid transmembrane transporter activity. Gene Ontology annotation, biological process: amino acid transmembrane transport. Gene Ontology annotation, cellular component: membrane. Bases 235 to 1887 code for a protein of 550 amino acids.